Molecule: messenger RNA, 2119 nt
Organism: Morus notabilis
Lineage: Eukaryota; Viridiplantae; Streptophyta; Magnoliopsida; Rosales; Moraceae
Exons: 11
Coding region: 325-2082 (585 amino acids)
Source: RefSeq, a predicted model, not a curated record
UUUUAAUUUAAGAACCAAAGAAUAAUUCAGCAAAAAAAAAAAUCCCAAAGAAUAAAAAUCCGAAAUUAAAUUUAAAAAAAAGGAAAAUUAAGGAAGGAGUUUGGCUGGGGAGGCCUAACUCUGAUUCUAUCAUCAGUAACUUCCCAUAUCCACGAACUUCCAAGUUCCAAUGUUCAAAAAUACGAAAUGGAAACUGCCCCCGUCUUUUUCUGAAACUACAAGAUUCGAGGUCUUUGGUGCCAAAACAAAACUAAAUUACGGAUUUUGAGUGGGCAUGAAAUAAUGUUAGGAAGAUCUGGUUUGUGCGAGUUGUGAAUAGAAGAAAUGGAACCUCCGAAAGGAAUUUGGGCUUCUCUGUGGAACUUUAUUCGCUUUCUACCUUACUUCAUUGGCCUUUUGCUUCUUGGCCAUAUUAAAGGUAUCAUAUUAUGCCCCGUGAUUUGUCUAAUCAUGACAGCCGGAAACUUGGCUAUCAUACUUGUUCUUUGGCUGCCACACGGUGUCUGGGCUUAUUACAGCAUUUUGUGGGCUAAAAAAUUGGGGCCAGUUCUAAAGCUUGUUCUGUGUGUAUCUGUGCUACCUAUACUUUUGAUAUUGUGGCCUGUGGUUGGUAUUCUUGGAAGCAUUGUGGGCGGAGCAGCCUACGGCUUUCUUUCACCAGUAAUGGCUACUUUUAAAGCUGUUGAAGAAGGGAAGACCAGCAAAUUGUAUCACUGCUUUUAUGAUGGAACUGUCAGCACUUUCAAAGGAUGCUUCACCUUUAUCAGGGAUCUGAAGGAUGUUUGCCACCAUUCUUACUUUUCAGUUAUGAAUGAUUUAAGGGAACAAGGGCCUCCAAAUGGAAAAUACUAUGAGAUCAGAAUUCUUUAUCUUCCUGGUGCAGUUGUAGCAGGCGUCCUAGGUUUCAUUGUUGAUUGGCCGGUGAUCUCAGUUAUAGCCCUAUUCAAAGGUUUUUAUAUGCUCUUUAAGGGGUGGCAUCGCUUGUUUCAUGACCUUGUAGGUCGGGAAGGCCCUUUCUUGGAAACGAUAUGCGUGCCAUUCGCAGGUCUUGCUAUCCUACUUUGGCCACUGGCUGUCAUUGGGGCAGUAUUGGCCUCCAUCGUGGCCAGUAUCUUUCUUGGUGCGUUCGCUGGGGCCAUCGUUUAUCAGGAGUCCUCUUUCUGGUUUGGGCUUUGCUAUAUUGUUGCCUCCCUUGCCAUAUAUGAUGAAUACAGCAAUGAUGUUCUUGAUAUGCCUGAAGGGUCAUGUUUCCCAAGACCUUGCUACCGAAGGAAGGAUGCGUUAUCUAGGACAACAUCUCGUGGAUCUUCCUUCUCAAGGCCCGGCUCUUUCCGAAAUUCCCAGACAGGUUCCAUGAUUGAUUUGAAGCCACUUGAGCUUCUUGAUAGCUUGUUUAAGGAGUGUGAACAUUAUGGAGAACUCUUGGUUUCGGAAGGACUAAUAAGCCUUCAAGACAUUGAAGAUGCCAAGUCUGGUAAAGGUAGCAGCAUUAUUGGCACUGGCUUACCAGCUUAUUGCCUUCUUCAGACACUCAUACGCUCUUCAAAAGCUAAUUCUGGAGGCAUAUUGUUAAAUGACAACACUGAGAUUAAUAGCACAAACAGACCGAAAGAUGUCGUGUUUGAUUGGUUUCUCAACCCCUUAUUGAUCAUCAAGGAGCAGAUUAGAGCAGAAAACCUCUCCGAGGCAGAAGAGAGUUACUUUUGCAAGUUGGUUCUGUUGAGUGGUGAUCCUUCAAGGUUGAAAGAUGCAGACAUUGGUCCAUCCCCUGAACCGGAGCGUAAGCGAGCAGAGCUCGACGCUUUAGCUCGGAGGCUCCUAGGGAUCACUAAAUCUAUCUCAAGGUAUCCAACUUUUCGGCGUCGUUUUGAGCAACUAGUCAGAUCCUUAUCAGAUGAACUAGAGAAGAACAAUGGAAAGCGUCAAACAAUUCAGAGAUCAAAGAGCGCAAAAGAAACAAUUCGAAGGUCGAAGAGCGCUUUUGCGGGGUUGUUUAGUUCAAAGUCCUUCAAGUUUAAAACAAGCAAUCAUGGUUCUGAUCAGGAGUCACAAGUAAUUGCAAGAGAAGUAGAAAUUGCAUGACGACGAGAAAUAUUGAACCUCUUCAUCCGAAAUCUUA